CCAAGUCCCGCCCCCUUACAGCUAUGACUUCCCUACAAAGGCAAUGUAUCCGGUAUAAUGUUUUUUUAUAAAGUUUAACGCGUAUUUUUCGCCAUUUAAAAGCCAGUUAACACAUGGGUCAAUGAGAUGAUGUCAAAUAUUACAAUACAACUGCUUUUGCUAAAUCGCUAGUUAUGAAAAUCUUGCUUUUCAGCCUCAAGUUGCUUUUUUAAAAGCGUGACGUCAUGUGUAAUUACAUACAUUGUAUAUGCAGCCAUAAAACGUUUCUUUUUAGCUUAAAUAUUUGUUUUUGAGCGUCAAAACUUUGUUUUCAGUGGUUGAAGUGGUUAAAUAGAUGUUUGACGUAGAUAUGAGUCAAACCUUUUUCGUCGUUUCAUCAUCAAGUCAGUCGUCUAGACGCGAGCUGUGUGGAGUUUCCGCACUUUCGCCACACUCACAUGUAUGCCACUAUAUGGGUCAGCGUGCGUGUAUUUGUCAGAGCAGUCGUGUGAAUGGAGCCACAUACAUUUCUUUACGAUGUUCCCCCUUUGGUCAUUGAACAAUUCUGCCAAAUAAUGGACAUUGGAUGUCGCCGCUAUGGAUGGCGCGCACUCGACACUGAUGGGGAGAGCUGUCAUGCAAGGUGCUAGCCACGACCCAUCAGGAGCAAGGGUGAAGUGUCUUGCUCAAGGACACAACGGACCUGACUAGCGGCCCGAAUCUGCCCGAGCUUCUCGGAAGUUCGUGUGUUUGAGCGUAUGGAGGCAGGGGGUCGCAGUCCCACCAAGGAGCUGCUGUGGUCCUGGGCCCAGCAGAACUCGCGAGUGCAGGACCUGCUUGGGGUACUGCAGGACAUGGGCCACCAUCGGGCCUUGCAGAUCUUCCUGGGUCACUUUCAUGCAGUCAGAGAAAGGCCUUUGCCUCUUACCAAUAUAUGUAAGUCAGCAGCUGAAACGAAGGGGCCAGUCAAGUUCGAGAUAAGUCAUUCCAAUGAAACAUGCAGUAAAAGGGAACACCAGCCACCCGUCACUUUGCAAGACAUCCUUAAAGGAACCAGAGAUUUUCAUUCUGAAGCAAAAAUUUCAGAAGGCAGCUUCUCUGACAUCUACCAGGCACAGGUGGAAGGCAAAACAUUUGCAGUAAAGCUUUUCAAACAGGUGAACAAUACAUCCUGGAAGAAGCUGUGGGAUAUUUUCAGCAAACAGAUGGAAGUCCUUCGAUUGUGCCGACAUCCAAACAUUUUAGAAUUGUUGGGCUGUUUUUCUGAUGAGAGUUGCUACUGUCUGGUGUAUCCAUACAUGCACAAUGGUUCACUCUUCCACGCCCUCCAUCGUCAGGAUGGCAGGCCCCCUCUUUCUUGGCAGGAACGUCUCGCCAUCAUAAAGGGGGUCGCAGAGGCCCUGCAUCAUCUCCACAAAUCUCAACCAUGUGCGGUCAUCUGCGGGAAUCUCUCCAGUUCCAACAUACUCUUGGAUAGCGUCAUGCAACCCAAGCUGUCCGAUUUCGGCUUGGCUGGACUCCGCCCUCAUCCGGUCAGCCGUUGUCAUACUGGCACCCUGUGUACGAGUUCCCUCGCCAACCUGGGUUACCUCCCCGAGGAGUACAUACGACAUGGCAGACUCUCCUGCAGCCUGGAUGUUUACAGCUUUGGAAUGGUGGCAAUGGAAACAUUAACAGGACGUGAAGUCAAACAUACACAGCUGAAAUAUGUGCUGGUCUCUGCAGCGGAGGACAGUGGUGUAGACGCUUGUCUGCAGUUUUUGGAUGCGGCAGCUGGACUGUGGCCAACUUCUAUGACGCGUAGUCUUCUGGAUCUUUCCUUGCAGUGCACUGCGAGUCACCACCGCGACCGACCCAGCAUGAACAAAGUUCUCCAUGCAUUAAUCGAGCUGCUUCCCCCAUCAAGUUGCUCCUCUUUGGACCCACCUCACAGUCUGCAGGACGGAGCCCCUGUUCAUGUCGAGCACACAACCAGCUUACCUGUGGAGAACGACGAGCAACACAGCCUCCACACCUCCGCAGCGUGGACAGGACCGUGCGAAUGCAGCCAGUCGGAGGUGACAUAUCUAAGUGUCGCCGAGGCGGAUCAUGUCGACACAACAGACGAGGAUCCGCACAAAAGCUGGCCGGUGCAGUGCAGCUGCCAAACUGCUACAGGCGAUCUCUGCGAGGACUGCAUGGCCAACAUUUUUACUAACACUUCCAAACCGUUCUCAGAGUAAUGGCCUGUUGUUUCAAGCACUGAGACUUGCUGUUGAGGCCACAGAAUAGGUGAUCUUGUGUUAAAGAGGAACUGCACUAGUUUUUGGAAUAUUGUCUAUUGUUUACAAUCCUUAUUUUUUGGUUAUUUUUGCAUUCUGAUUUGUAAAACUCGGCUCGUUCUUGGCUGCCUGCAAUGCAGUUAAUGGCAGCAAUCCAUUCAGCCUCUAAAUCACUUAAAAAAUGCAUUCAGAAACUGUCAAAAAUUCUAUAUUUAUGUUCCGUAACCUGUUUAAUAACCAAACUGUAGCGACAUUGUUUUUGUAAGAGCGAACACCAAAUAACAUUUUUUCUAGCAUAGUAAUGCAUCACCAUUCGACGGUAUGCAGCUGAAUGGCUUUUGAGUUUGUAAUGCACAACACAAUGCAGUAAGACACCAAUCUGUACUGACUGAAAAACAUGAACAAAUAUGUUUACAGUAUCUGUAGAGAAUUAACCCACAUUUCAUGUUGUCUUUGUACACAGCUAGCUUGACAGCGUAUGUACUGUGGUUGUAAUAACAAGCAUGUAUCAUGAUCAAUAUUAUAGUGACUCACUCAAUGGACAGUUGGGCGUUCGGUCCAGCUGGCGGGGGAUGUUUCCAAUUGAUUUUGGGUAAGCACGCCAUUUAUGUCAGCAUAGCAUGGCUCAAAGUUCCACGUGUAUACCUGCAAGUCACGCCGACCUUACUCUCUCAGCUUCCAUCUGCUCCAACGUUUCACCCUCUAUUUUGUGCUUGCUUCUAUCAGCAGAAGUUCAUCCUCUGUAUUUUCAUCUUCAAAAAGAUGAGGUUCUGAAUCCUCAUUUGUCCAAAAGUAGUCAUCUUUGUUGUCUGUUACCAAGUCUGCCAUGAUUAGAACACGCUCACAUUUUUUUCAAGAAGUAGGAACACACGUUUGUUGCCGGUAGUUUGCUGCCAGUUUAAACGGAAAUAUAUGCGCUGAGGAAAUAAGUUCUGGUAUUACUUAAAAUGACCAAAAUACGGUAAAUAAUGUACAUAUUACAUAUUGUUAUGAAAGGGUUGAAAUGGUUUUAAAGGGCUUUGAAGGCUACACUGGUACAACUUCCAAGCGUUUUUUUUUUAUCAUCUUUAAAUUCUCAUAA
Messenger RNA from Nerophis ophidion (straightnose pipefish), 3321 nucleotides. It is a transcript of the gene irak3, whose product is annotated as interleukin-1 receptor-associated kinase 3. The record is from RefSeq and is a predicted model, not a curated record. The coding region runs from base 738 to 2201 and encodes 487 amino acids. The transcript has 13 exons. Gene Ontology annotation, biological process: protein phosphorylation; signal transduction. Gene Ontology annotation, molecular function: protein binding; ATP binding; protein kinase activity. NCBI's taxonomy places the organism in Eukaryota, Metazoa, Chordata, Actinopteri, Syngnathiformes, Syngnathidae.